This is a messenger RNA of Suillus subalutaceus, 3223 nucleotides long. RefSeq names its product Sodium/hydrogen exchanger family-domain-containing protein. Bases 453 to 3116 code for a protein of 887 amino acids. NCBI's taxonomy places the organism in Eukaryota, Fungi, Basidiomycota, Agaricomycetes, Boletales, Suillaceae. Gene Ontology annotation, biological process: proton transmembrane transport. The record is from RefSeq and is a predicted model, not a curated record. Gene Ontology annotation, cellular component: membrane. The transcript has 11 exons. Gene Ontology annotation, molecular function: antiporter activity.
CGUUCUGCCAUUUUGCCAAUUGUCACAAGACCAAUUCCAUUCCGCCCCCUACACUGUAUACCUCACAAAUGGCCGAAUGUUGUAGUUAUGGUGGUUGCCAUUACGAUGCUUUGGCUAGCAGCUAGAUGGGCCCGGGCCGGGAUGGGUGAGAUUUGUGCGAGGACCGGCUUCACCCAACAUACUCGGUCAUAUCAACGAUCAGCGAAUCGCCUCAUUGUCCUGCGGUGUCUGCCUAGUAUCAUUUGCAAACUACCAUAAACAUGUCCCAAAAUCAAAUCCGUACCGCGAACACCCUCGAACACUGCGUACGAAAAUAUGGCCACGCGGCAGACUUCCCAGCCCCCCGACAGAAGUAACCCUAAGUGAACCGUAUGCUCCCUUUUGACAACUUCACAGGAAAUUACAAGGGAAGUUUGCCAUACUAAGCCAGCUAGCGUCAUGCCGAGGUGGUGAUGGAAAUCCGAGUCCGCACUCGCGAUUGGUAUUACAAGUGCAGACUACUCAAGUUUUCGGAGGCUUUGGUUUUUCGAAUCUGGAAGAAGGAAGCUACGGGCCAGGGUGGUUUAUUGUCAGGAGUAGAUCCCACAGCGUUCACCACCUCCGAUCCAUUGAGGCUAUGGAUAAUUCAGAUGGGUAUGAUUGUUAUGAUGGGGCAAUUGCUGUCACUGGGUUUAGGCAAGAUCAGACAACCGAAAGUCGUUGCUGAAGUACUUGCUGGAAUUUUUCUCGGCCCUACUGCAAUGGGACGAAUCCCCGGUUUCACCGAGCACAUCUUCCCCACUCGAUCCCUCCCAUAUCUCUCCCUAGUUGCCAACAUUGGCAUCUGCCUCUUUCUCUUCAUAGUCGGUCUUAAAAUUGACGUAAAUGUCAUCACGCAUAAUGCUCGUUCAUCUCUGUUCAUUGCACUCUCCACUAUGAUCUUGUCCUUUGGUCUCGGUGCUGCCAUCUCUGUGCCACUCUACCAUAAUUUCAUUGGUUCCCCUGUCGAGUUUACGUACUUCAUGCUUUUCACUGGCGUGUCAUUUUCUAUCACAUCUUUCCCCGUUCUUUGUCGUAUCCUCACCGCACUGAAGCUCCUAGACACGACGGUCGGCGUCGUUGUCCUGUCAGCUGGCGUGUGCAACGACGUAGUCUGUUGGAGUCUGUUGGCACUGUCCGUGGCUCUCACCAAUGGGACCUAUGGGCUUACAGCUCUAUGGAUCCUGCUGACAUGCGUGGCAUUCACAGUAUUUCUCAUGUGGCCGGUUAGAAUUGCGCUGCUGUGGUUCGCUAGGUUCACGGGAAGUUUGGAGGACGGCCCCACGAUAUUCUUCAUGAUUGUUACCGUAAUCGUGCUUUGGGCAUGUGCGUUUUUCACGGAUGUUGUGGGGAUCAGUGCAGUUUUUGGUGCGUUCCUGGCGGGUGUCAUUGUUCCCCGCGAAGGAGCCCUUGCCACCUCGCUGACGAAGAAGCUUGAAGAUAUGGUGAUAAUCGUGUUUUUGCCUCUGUACUUCACGCUCUCCGGAUUGAGUACCGAUCUUGGAUUGCUUAACAAUGGUAUCACUUGGAGAUUCACCAUCGCAAUCAUAUGUCUAGACUUUGUUGGAAAAUUCAGUGCCUGUACGAUCACCACUCGGGUUUCUGGAAUGAGUUGGCGAGAGUCGAGCACCGUUGGAUCGUUGAUGUGUUGCAAAGGUCCUGUGGAAUUGAUCAUUCUCAACAUUGGACUUUCUACCGGCAUUCUCACCCAAAGGGUGUUCUCUAUGUUUGUCCUCGAAGCUCUAGUCCUGACUUUCAUAACCACACCCUUGGUCUCCAUCCUUUAUCCUCCUGAACGCCGGGUUCGUGCGCUAGCUAGAGAUGUUUCACACAGGGACGAAGAUAUAGGCGACCGCCAGUCUCCUAUGACUGAACCAUGGCGCUCCCGCUUCACUGUUGUCCUUGAUAAAUUCGACCACAUGUCGGGAAUGCUGGUAGCCACCCAACUGGUACUGCCGUCGCCCUUGAUCCCAACUUCUCAAGGACCUGAUAUAUGCGUGAACGCUCUUCGUUUGAUCGAGAUGUCGGACAGUAGUUUGGACAUCAUGAAGUCUUCAGCAGUGGACACCCUCAUCCACAGUGACCUAGUUCUGGGCAUCUUCCGCACCUUUGGAGAGCUCAAUGAUAUACACGUUUCGCUUUCGCUUGCUGUUGUCCCGUAUGAGGACGUAUCAAAAACUAUCUCCGAUCAUGCGACACGACACGGAUCUGAGCUCAUCCUCUUACAAUGGCUCCCGCCGUCGUUCAUUUCCAGAGAUACGACUGAAGACUCGUGUAGCCCACACAGCACGAGGAUCGAACCAAAUUUAUUCGAAACAUUCUCCAGCGGCCCAACAGAUACGGGCAAUCUGACAGCCACGAUUCACUCGCAGUUCGUGCGCAGAACAUUAACUGAGAGCAAUACAGAUGUUGCCCUGUUCAUCGAUCCGGGCACUUCUCUCUCUGGUACCGGUCCUGAGAGUGCGCGCCACAUAUUUUUCCCCUUCUUUGGUGGUCCGGAUGAUCGACUAGCGCUUGAGUUUGUGAUGCAGCUUUGUAUUAAUCCACGAAUUAGUGCAACAGUAGUACGAAUGUCGAAAAGCGGCACUGAGCGUGUUGCAGUUCAAUGGCCGCCGAUCGUACGCCCAGAGGAAGAAGACAGCGAUGAAACGCGGGAAACAGGAUACCACGGGAUGCCUAUUCAAUCAACUGUCGUUAUGCCAAACAUAUCGUACGGACAAACACGCUUCGAAUCUGAGGCAGCCGAUACCAUCCUCUGGGAGCAAUACGUUGACUCGCAUUUCUCGUAUGACAUACAUCCCUCAAUCCGCGUUGCCCUGUCCCGUAUCACAUUCUCUGAGCAUUCGUCGUCGAUGCCGCUGUAUUCCGCCAUCCAGCAGGCAUCUACGCGUAAACCUGUGUUGGUUGUUGUUGGGCGCUCACACCGUCUUCGAUCGGACGAUCUCACGCAAGAGCUGGAAAACAUACUGAAGGAGCGGGGUAGUGUGGGGCAGGAUGAUAGUAGGAACACUAUAGGGAAUGCUGCAACUGCCUUUGUUGCUUCUGGUUGUGCGACUGCAGUGGUUGUGCUGCAGGCUGCCAAUGUUAGCACUGACUGAAAUAGCGGGGACAUCUAACUGUUGCGUAGGUUUGAGACAUUUUGUACUAUAUAUCAAUACUUGUAUAUAUAUCGCAGUAACGCCACCUAGAUGUGUGUGUAAUGUUG